Molecule: messenger RNA, 875 nt
Organism: Pristis pectinata (smalltooth sawfish)
Lineage: Eukaryota; Metazoa; Chordata; Chondrichthyes; Rhinopristiformes; Pristidae
Gene: mrpl16
Product: mitochondrial ribosomal protein L16
Exons: 4
Coding region: 73-834 (253 amino acids)
Biological process (GO): mitochondrial translation
Cellular component (GO): mitochondrial large ribosomal subunit; ribosome
Molecular function (GO): rRNA binding; structural constituent of ribosome
Source: RefSeq, a predicted model, not a curated record
UCCCAGCGCAGGCGGAACCCUUGUGCUGGGGCAGCGGGGAAGCGGUUGAGUGUGACACCCCGGACCGGCGCCAUGGCGCUGCUGCUGCUGCGGCGGGUCGGCUGCUGCCUGAGGCCGGGCGGUGCAGGCCAGUAUCAGAAUUUUGCAAAAGUUUUUGCAGUUGGGCUAAAGACCUACGAGCGUCCUCCCAGUUACGACGAUGUGAUUAUUCCAGAGAAACCAAAGCUGAAAUUCUAUAAUAAGGUCCCAAACUACAAGAAGCCCAGGCGCUGGAUGAAACGGCUGGGUGAUAUCCGUGGGCCAGCAACACGGGCCAAUAACAUCACCUUGGGACAGUAUGCCAUUGUGGCACUUGGAGGUGGCUACCUGCACUGGGGUCACUUUGAGAUGAUGCGACUCACCAUUAACCGCCGAAUGGACGCCAAAACCAUGUUUGCACGCUGGCGUGUGAAUGCCCCCUAUAAACCCAUCACACGUAAAGGACUAGGUCAGAGGAUGGGUGGUGGGAAAGGGGCCAUUGAUCACUAUGUGACUCCUGUCAAGUAUGGCCGGGUUAUAUUGGAGCUUGGAGGGAAAUGUACUUUCAAGGAGGUGGAGCCCUUCCUAUUAGAAGUUGCCAAGAAACUGCCAUUUCCUGCUAAGGUCUUCAGCAAGGAAUCGCUGGAGGAGAUGGUGAAGGAAGAUGAGCAGAAAGCUGAGAACAACCAAAAUCCGUGGACCUUUCAAAGGAUUGCAUCUAUGAACAUGAUGGGAAUUCGCAAAGUGUUGAGUCCAUUCGAUUUAAAAUAUCACGGCAAAUUUAGUGGGAAGUUUCGUGUUCCUGGUCGUGUGUGAAAACUAAUAAAUCUGACAAAGUGUUCUUUGUUUUAAUCUGA